Messenger RNA from Ilex paraguariensis (yerba mate), 578 nucleotides. NCBI's taxonomy places the organism in Eukaryota, Viridiplantae, Streptophyta, Magnoliopsida, Aquifoliales, Aquifoliaceae. The record is from the annotation of a GenBank genome assembly.
GUGGCACCUUAUUGUGCCUCAAAAUGGGCAGUAGAGGGUCUGACUAGAUCUGUGGCAAAGGAGUUGCCCAGUGGACUGGCAAUUGUUGCACUUUCUCCAGGCGUUGUCAACACUGACAUGCUUGUGUCAUGCUUUGGCAGUUCAUCUUCUCUGUACCAGACACCUGAGUCAUGGUAUUUGUGUUUUCACCCUUCUUUGUUGGUACAGUUAUCUUCCCCUUUUUGGCAUCAUAUUUUGGCACCUAAUGAAUGACUUUUGCAAACCUGCCACUAUGAUAUUCUAAUUUCUACAAACUUGUUUGCAACUUUUUUUAAAAAUUACAACAGUGACAUAAAGUUAAAGAACAUGUAAAUUGUAGUUGUGUAUUGACUCAUAAAAUAAUUCAUUAACUGAAAAUAAAGGUCAUCUCAAUGUUCCCUAGAUCGAGAUCAAUUUGAUACGUGGUACGAGUAUGGGCACGCAAUACAUUACGUUUGUUUGAUACGUGGGGUGAUGGGAUAUGCUUAGUUAGUAUGUUGUUUUGGGUCGUGAUUCACUUUCUAACUCUUAUCUAGAUUGCUUUCAUUAUUGCAAAAAAA